This is a messenger RNA of Fukomys damarensis (Damara mole-rat), 1463 nucleotides long. RefSeq names its product lymphocyte antigen 6 family member L (gene Ly6l). NCBI's taxonomy places the organism in Eukaryota, Metazoa, Chordata, Mammalia, Rodentia, Bathyergidae. The record is from RefSeq and is a predicted model, not a curated record. The transcript has 5 exons. Bases 522 to 1043 code for a protein of 173 amino acids. Gene Ontology annotation, cellular component: plasma membrane.
GACGGUUGGAGGCCAGACAGCUUUUCCAGGGAUGGACUUCUGUCCCCGUUUCUGCCUUGGGGACCUCCUUGGACCCUGUCUAGUGAUACAUCUAUAUCCAAAGUUUAAGCCAGGCCCUGUCUACAACCUGAGAUGGACAAAACAGCCAAAAAAGAGUUAAAGCAGAUGCUGCCUGGGUCUACAGCUGAUACCUACAUGUACUUCCAAAGCUUCAUGCACUCACAGGCUCUUUCUCCCGCUUCCCUGCCCUACAUGUUGCUGACUGCUCAAACCACCAUGUCUCCAACAGACCCCUUUCUUAGCCCUCUUAGAUGUCCCCUCCAGCCUCUGACCACUUCUGCCACACCUGAGGGAAGGUAGCCCUUUAUCUUCAUCCUCCCAUAGCCUUAGGGGCAUUUUGUCCUUCCCUGAGCCAUCCUGGCCCUGAUCCAAGAACCAGUCUGGGCAUUGAGUCCCAUGGCAUGUACCAGUGGGGGAUGGGGAGGAGACCUCAGGGCAGAGGGAGGGUUGGCUGAGAGGUCAUGGCAACCCAGCUGUUCUUCCUUAGUGAGGAGGCUCAGUCAGGUCCCAGGGCCUCGGAAAGGCACCGACCAGGGAGGACACAGGGAAGGGGACACACAGAGGGGCUCAUGCUGGUGCUGGUACUGUGGGUGCCCCUGGCAUUGGUAGAGCUCCAGGGAGACAAGAUGACAAUGUCAGCCUCAAACCUGAGUUGCUUCCAAUGCUUCAAGGUCAGCAGCACAAGCCAGUGCCAGCCUGCCGUGUGCCGAGCCACUGAUCAAGUCUGUGUCUCCCACAAGGUGGUCGUCCGCAACAAUUUAAGGAUGGAAGUUCAGAUCAGCAAACGCUGUGCCCCCAGAUGUCCCAGUUCCAACAGCUGGUAUGAGUGGAUGCCCAACCUUGGGAUACAAGCAAGGAUUGGAAGGCACUGCUGCUCCAAGAAUCUCUGCAACAAGGCACCCACCAGGCAGAAGGGGCCCUGGGUCAGGCCAGGGGGGCUCCUGACACUGGUGGGCCUGGGCUUCCUCUGGACUCUGUUGUGAGCAUCCUCACCCAGCACCCCACUCAACCAUUGGCACAUCCUGUUGUCCAUCUCCAGCUACAACCCUCUGUCCCUUCCAGGACCCCCUGGGGGAUGCUUCCUGCAUGAAGUGCCAGGGAGGGCACCUUGGCCUCCACCCUGGACCCCAUCAUGCCCCUGUCUGACACUUUCACUCAAGAAGACAGAAAAGCAGGCUCUGCUCCUAAUAAAGAAGAAGGUGGCCUUUCUGGUUUGUGGGACGGGCUCAUUGUAAAAGGUUCAUGCCCUGAGCAGGCUGCUGGAACAGGAAGGACCUGCUAAGUCUAGACUGUAGCUCCGCCUUCUCCAUUUCAGCCACCAAUGUCCAAGGAGCCCAAGCAGAGGAACACUGUGAUAUCCCCACCAUGUGCCCCUCACUCCUCAGAGACAAUAAACUCUCACU